Rhodotorula graminis WP1 is the source of this 1620-nucleotide messenger RNA. RefSeq lists its product as uncharacterized. The transcript is spliced from 5 exons. Gene Ontology annotation, cellular component: membrane; oligosaccharyltransferase complex. The record is from RefSeq and is a predicted model, not a curated record. The coding region runs from base 1 to 1575 and encodes 524 amino acids. Lineage: Eukaryota; Fungi; Basidiomycota; Microbotryomycetes; Sporidiobolales; Sporidiobolaceae.
AUGCGCCUGUCUCUGCUGAGCGUCCCUCUACUCGGCGCAGCACUCGCCGCCGCCCUCGCACCUUCCGCCGCCCCGGCCGCACCACCACCAUCGACGGCGUGGUCUCCCUCCGUCCUCUCGUCCUCGAUCGAGCUCGUCGGGUCUCUCGCACGGUCCACUGCCGCCUACACGCUCCGCAAGGACCGCACGCACGCCGACCAGGCCGACUCGUGGGUCGUCGGCGUCAAGGGCGCCGGCCGCAACGGCGGCUUCGUCGAGGCGACAGAGGGCAAGGGCUCGGCACGGCGCAAGAUCGAGCUCGUCGAGGUCGGUGGCGAUGACGACACGACCUUCUACCAGCUCGCCCUCAUCCCGCCCCAUUCCUCCGACAUGACCUACGUCACCCUGUCCGUCGACUUGCCCCACGCGACCCGUCCCGAGCCAGCCUCGAUGCCCCAGAACGCCGACGCGAUCUACAUGCUCUUCGAGGGCGACCUCCUCGCGCCCCUCACGGGCCUCUCGCCCGAGCAGCGCGCCAAGGUCACCGACAUCAAGGUCCGCGUCAAGACCCCGACGCCCCGCAUCGUGAGCGCAAAGGCGCCCGACGGCUUCGUCAUGCACCAGCAGGCCGGCAGCGCGACCCUCGUCUUUACGCUCCAGGGCGACGCCGCCUCGCUCGGGCCCCAAGUCGCGCGUGUGCACUACCAGCAGCCCGAGGCCAUCGCGUCGAUCCGCUCCCUCGAGCGCGUCGUCGAGCUCAGCCACUGGGGCGCCAACCUCGCCGUCCAAGACUCGAUCGACUUGUUCAACGCCGGGCCCAAGCUCCUGGGCCAGUUCGCCCGCAUCGACUACCAGAAGGCCAUCAUGCACCGCCGCCAAGGCGUGACGGCCGUCUCGUCCCUCGCGCUCCAGCUCCCUCCCUCGACGCACAACCCGUACUACUACGACGUCGUCGGCAACGUCUCGACCUCGCGAUUCCGCCCCUCGCCCUCGACCUCGAACAAGGCCGUGCUCCCGAGCCACGCCAACAAGAAGCGCCGCGAGCCGGCCGUCCUCGAGCUCCAGCCGCGGUACCCGAUCCUCGGCGGGUGGAACUACUCGUUCACGAUCGGGUACGACCUCCCGCUCGCCGAGUACGUCAAGAUGCGCUCGGGCGCCAAGAAGGGCCAGUACGUCGCCGCCGUGCCGUUCCUCACGCCCGUCAAGGACGUCGCCGUCGACAACGUCCGGGUCGAGGUCCGGCUGCCCGAGGGCGCGAGGGACAUCGCCGUCCACGCGCCCUUCCCGCUCACGUCGCUCUCGUUCCCCUCGUCGGCGUCCGACGGCUCGAAGAACGAGGGCACCGUCGCGUGGACGUACCUCGACUCGACGGGCCGUCCGACGGUCGUCAUGACCAAGCGCGCGUGCUCGGACCGGCACGGGCAGGACGUUCUCAUCGAGUACACGCUCCCUCCCCUCGCCGACGCCUUCCAAAAGCCGCUCGCGUGCGCGACCGUCCUCUUUGCGCUCUUUGUCGCCAUCAUCAUGGCCAAGCGGGUGUCUUGCGGGAUCAAGGCGCCAAAGGAGGUGACGCGCACGGUCGGCGAGAAGAAGUGAGAGGCGCGAGAACCGCCCGAGGUGGAAUUGACUGAAUCGCCUCUC